Molecule: messenger RNA, 1448 nt
Organism: Acromyrmex echinatior (Panamanian leafcutter ant)
Lineage: Eukaryota; Metazoa; Arthropoda; Insecta; Hymenoptera; Formicidae
Product: protein salvador homolog 1
Biological process (GO): apoptotic process; hippo signaling; negative regulation of cell population proliferation
Cellular component (GO): cytosol
Molecular function (GO): molecular adaptor activity; protein binding
Source: RefSeq, a predicted model, not a curated record
AUGACAGAUUUUCUAACCUAAAUAAUCUGAAUUGUAACGGAUUAAUUAUCUGAACUCGAAAGAGCGGUAGUUUUUCCUAAAGAAUUCAUAAGAUUCGAUUGUUUCACGCAAAAAAACAUCGAAUGAGCAUAAUUUUAUCAUAAUUUUAGCAUAAAAUUAGAGACCGAUUCGCAACAUGUUAUCAAGAAAGAAUAAGGAUCUGAGAACGAUCAAGGAGGGAGUAAUUGGCAAAUAUGUAAAGAAAGAAACGCCACCUGAGAUGCCAAUUAUCAAUGUGUGGACAACAGAACCGAACAAAAAACCUAGGCGGCGUAACAAUCAUCCAAUGAUGCCAAGUUCUACGUCCAUUUCUCCGCAACCUAGUAUGGUGCAAAAGUUUGGAAAUAUGAAAACUACGAACAGCGCCGUUGGUCUGGGCAGUCAUGAGGGAAAAUAUACACCAAAUAAUUCUGUUCCUGACUUAACUCAAAGAUUUGCCGGCCUAUCUGUUAAUACUGGAAUGAAUGACUACAUGUUUUCGAGGACAGCAACACCCAUGUAUCAUGCCGAACUGUCACCCGCAAUGUCACAUACUUAUAUCAAUCAAUACGCUGGAUCCGAGUACCAUCUGGAUAGGGUCCAGACACCACAAAUGCCUUACAUGCCUUUCGACGUCGAUGGUUACGAAGAUUAUAAUCACUCCAUUUAUCGUCAUAAUGCUAGCUAUAGUAGAUGCUAUUCGGAAAGAUCGAGUUCUCGGAAUGAGCAGCAGCAGGAUGAGUUGCCUUUGCCGCCUGGAUGGUCAGUUGAUUUCACACUCCGUGGUCGAAAAUACUACAUCGAUCAUAACACUAAGACCACACAUUGGUCACAUCCACUUGAAAAAGAGGGUUUACCCACAGGAUGGGAGAGAAUUGAAUCUCCUGAGUACGGCGUUUAUUACGUUAACCACAUCACGCGCCAAGCUCAGUAUGAACAUCCAUGUUACCCGCAUGAGAUGCAAGCUGUGCGGGUCGUAUCACCACCACGGCAUACUCAUUUUCACUCUCACAGUGUUUUGGUACCGGCCAAUCCAUAUCUGAAUGAGGAAAUACCACACUGGCUGUACGUGUACAGCAGGGCCUCAAUAGCUUUAGAUCGCAAGCUGCGUUGGGAAUUGUUUCGUUUGCCCGAGUUGGACUGUUUCAAUGCUAUGCUCACCAGACUGUACAAGCAGGAACUGGAGGAAGUUGUAAUGCGUUACGAGGAAUAUAGAUCGGCAUUACUAUGCGAAAUGGAACAAAGACUGAAAGAACUAAAUCCGGAAUCUGACAAUUCUAAUGUUGGUGCUAUUGCUUUACGAAGAUCUCUUCCCUGAGAGAGAAGUCUACUAAACAAUCAAUUGUUAUAUAUUGUUUUUCUUUUGGCUAACUGAAGAAAAGUUCCCUGGAAGCUUUAUAAUAAAAAAUUAUAAUAAAUGAUAGAUUGAA